AUGAUUGCUAUUGUUACAUUACUACACGUGGACGUAGAAUAUCGAUGCACGUGGCCAAUACCUAACAGAAGUAAUUGGGUGGUAUCCGUCAAACUGCCACUCAUAAAAUUUCGUUUAGAGCUACAAACAGAACCGUUAGAUUUGUCAAUGUCAAGAAUGAAUGAGAAACGAAUUGGACCAUCAGGUUUAUCAACGCCAGAAGUGAGUGGGAGACAAGUAGAACUCAACGAAAUUGAUCAGAAUGACGUAAGCUCGUUGAAGCUACUAAUUGAAGAAUUAAGAACAAACAAGUAUAGGAGAAAAGUAGAAGAAAUUCUGGUGUGA
Loa loa (African eye worm) is the source of this 324-nucleotide messenger RNA. RefSeq lists its product as hypothetical. The coding region runs from base 1 to 324 and encodes 107 amino acids. NCBI's taxonomy places the organism in Eukaryota, Metazoa, Nematoda, Chromadorea, Rhabditida, Onchocercidae. The transcript is spliced from 2 exons. The record is from RefSeq and is a predicted model, not a curated record.